AUGAAUCGCGAUGAGAAAACUUCAGCGUCGGAACUGAAUUACGCCCUGUCCAGUGUAGGAAACGGCGUUACGACAGAAGAAUUGGAGAAAAUGUUCAGCAAAGUGGAUUCCGACGGGGACAUGCUCAUCAAUUUUGAAGCAUUCCUCCAUUGCUAUAAAAAUUUGGAGGAUUUUAAGGAUUCUUUCUCCUUGUUUGAUGGGGACAAGAAUGGCUCCAUCACUGCUGAUGAGAUUCAGAACCAGUUUAUGAAGACUCUGGGGAAAGAAUAUUCCAUUGAAGAGUGCCAGAAAAGAAUUUAG
Nicotiana attenuata is the source of this 300-nucleotide messenger RNA. RefSeq names its product probable calcium-binding protein CML25. Gene Ontology annotation, molecular function: calcium ion binding; enzyme regulator activity. NCBI's taxonomy places the organism in Eukaryota, Viridiplantae, Streptophyta, Magnoliopsida, Solanales, Solanaceae. The record is from RefSeq and is a predicted model, not a curated record. The transcript has a single exon. The coding region runs from base 1 to 300 and encodes 99 amino acids.